CCGCCCAUCUCUCUGCGCACUUUGACCUCUUCUCUCUUUGGCAAAUAUUUACCUCGUUUCCACCCUAAAGUGGUCUGAGCGUUGCAUUUGAAGAGGGAAGAUGUCCAGAAAUCACAGGCUGCUGGUGAAAAAUGCCAAGCAGGUUGUUUUAAUCUGCAACAACGGGGAGAAGUUCCUGACCAGGCAUGGGAUGAACAACCUGAGUGUGGUCGAAAACGCCAGCGUUGUCGUCGGCAGUGAUGGUCUGAUUAAAGCUGUGGGUCCUGCAGAAACCAUCAGCGCUCGGUACUCGGAGUCCUCCUUCGAUAACGUGAUCGAUGCUGCAGGGAUGUGUGUUCUUCCUGGGCUUGUUGAUGCUCACACUCAUCCAGUCUGGGCCGGAGACAGAGUUCAUGAAUUUGCAAUGAAGCUAGCCGGUGCCACCUACAUGGAGGUGCACCGCGCCGGAGGAGGAAUCCACUACACGGUGGAGCACACUCGAGCCGCUGCCGCCUCCGACCUGCUGGCCUCCCUGAGGAGCCGGCUGCAGCGGAUGCAGCGAGCCGGAACCACCCUGGUGGAGUGCAAGAGCGGAUAUGGCCUGGAGCUCCAGACGGAGCUGAAGAUGCUGGAGGUGAUCGAGGAGGCGAGCAGAUCGCUUCCCAUCAGCAUCUCCUCCACGUACUGUGGAGCCCACGCUGUGCCCAAAGGGAAGACGGUGGCAGGCGCCACAGAGGACGUCCUGCAGGUUCAGCUUCCUCGGCUGAAGGAGCUGAUGUCUGCCGGGAGACUGAAGGUCCAAAACAUCGACGUUUUCUGUGAACAGGGAGUUUUUGAUCUGGACUCGACGCGCGCCGUCCUGCUGGCUGGGAAAGAAAUGGGCCUCAACAUCAACUUCCAUGGAGACGAGCUGCAUCCCAUGAACGCUGCAAAGAUGGGAGCGGAUCUCGGAGCGCUGGCUAUCAGCCAUCUUGAGGAGGUCACAGACGAAGGGAUCGUCGCCAUGGCGAAAUCGAAAACCGCUGCCGUCCUCCUUCCGACCACGGCUUACAUCCUACGGUUGCCUCAGCCUCGGGCCAGAGACAUGCUGGAGGCAGGCGUGAUCGUCGCCCUCGGCAGCGACUUCAACCCCAACGCUUACUGCUGCUCAAUGCCGGUAGUGAUGCAUUUAGCCUGCGUCAACAUGAGGAUGUCCAUGACUGAGGCUUUGGCUGCCGCUACCAUCAACGCCGCGUACGCUCUCAGCCGCUCCGACACGCACGGAUCCCUGGAGGUGAACAAACACGGAGACCUGCUGAUCCUGAACGCAACACGGUGGGAGCACCUGAUUUACCAGCUGGGCGGGCACCAGGAGCUCAUCCGCUACGUCGUCAUCAGAGGAAACAUCGUGUAUGAUAACGACAAAACCCUGGACCUCUGACCCCGAAGGAACUCCCAGCAGAGGUGAAUUGGGACUGGCUCUACAUCCACGUGUCGAGUGCAUGUUGCACUGCUGGAACAUGAUUCAAACGGCUCAGUACAUGUAAUGCAUGUAGUUAUUUCCUGGUCAGUCCAUGCAUAAACUGUCACUGCAGCUGGAAUAGACCCACAGACUGGUUAGCAAAUUAAUAUCAGUGAAAACUUUCAGUUAAUGCAAAACACCCAAAGAGUAUUACAUUCCUGACAAAGCUAAACUGAGCUGAGAUGCUAAUAGCCUCUAUGCUAGAAACCCUCAUGUUGACCAACGGUAACAAACUGCAGUUUGAAAAAUUGUUAAAUUAGGGGUGGAGGAGCUCUAGAAGUCAUUUCAACAUUCUUUCUUAAUUCUGAAAAGUACCAUAUUUCCAGACUAUAAAUCACUUUUUUCAUCAAAAUGUUACUGAAAAAGCAUAAUCUAUAAAACCUUUCAUGCUUGUUGUAUUCUUUAUACAUGGAGAAGUGUUUAUUUUUCUUAGUGUGAUUUGUUUUUCUUUCAAAUGUGCCAGAUCAUGAAAAAUAAUAAAACCUGAUCAUAGAGACAGUAGUUAAUUCAUCUCA
Molecule: messenger RNA, 1995 nt
Organism: Xiphophorus maculatus (southern platyfish)
Lineage: Eukaryota; Metazoa; Chordata; Actinopteri; Cyprinodontiformes; Poeciliidae
Gene: amdhd1
Product: amidohydrolase domain containing 1
Exons: 10
Coding region: 101-1399 (432 amino acids)
Cellular component (GO): cytoplasm
Molecular function (GO): imidazolonepropionase activity
Source: RefSeq, a predicted model, not a curated record